AUGGCCAACAAGGCAAAACUUGAGGCACUCCUGACUCUGAUCAACACGUCUGCACGAGAUGCCAUCGCGUUGUAUGAGCAGUACGGUGAUGUACCUGCCAUCGACCAGACGGAGCCCCACCCGUUGGACAAUGCGAUCGACCAGAUAGCUUUGAAGAGUGCUAUUCGUAUUCUUGAAGGUGCUUGUGCUCAGAUAUGCGCAACGCUUGCUCCACCUGCCCACACUGCAGUCAGCCUUGUCCAAGUGUAUGAUCCUGCUUGUAUGCGAGUAGUUGCUCGGGAACAUGUUUCGGAUAUCUUGUCAAAGUACCCUAAGGGCCUUCACGUCAAUGAGCUCUCCAAGAAAAUCAACAUCGAGCCAAAGAAAUUGGCCAGGAUAAUGCGCCUCUUAGCCACUAGAGGUUGCUACAAUGAAAUUGACGUGAACGUUUUUGCCAACAACCGACUUUCUCUAAUCCUACUCGACGAGAAUCCUGUCAAAUACAUGAUCUUGUUGCAUGUGGACGCAGCUGCCAAGGGAGCAUCAGUUUUUUAUGAAACACUCAAAGAUCCGAAGAUUGCCUACUCAUAUGAGCCAACGGUUGCCCCUGUAAUGUACGCCAUCAACAAAAAUGGAACUGAAGGAACGUUUUUCGACCGGAUAGCGCGGCAUGACGGUCAGCGCGAGUCCUAUCAUACAUCGAUGAGAGGUCUGAACGGCAUUAUGGGCUCGCUCGCCAUCCUGAAUCAUUUCCCUUUCGGAAAGUUCUCAACAGUCGUCGACGUUGGAGGAGGUAUCGGAGCAUUUUCUCUGCCUUUGGCUAAAAUGCACAAAAAUGUUAAAAUCACAAUUCACGAUCUUCCGGAAGCAUUGAUCCAGGCGAGACACAUAUGGGCGAGAGAAUAUCCUGAAGCCCUGGCAGAAAAUAGAGUCGAGUUUGAGGAGUUGGACUUCUUCAAACAAGUGCCAGUGAAGGGUAAGGACAUCUACUAUCUCAGAAAUAUAAUCCACGACUGGCCUGACCACGAAUCUGUGCUCAUUCUUUCAAACCUUCGCAAGGCGCUUGGUCCAAACAGCCGCGUCCUCAUCCAUGACUAUGUGCUCCGCCAGCUCAGCCGCAAGCAGGCAGCAAUAGAAGCUUCAGAGUUAGGAGUUGUUCCGGCUCCUGAACCUCUUCUUGCGAACUUUGGUGUUGGAAAUAUGCGUUCAUACCAGCAAGAUAUGACUAUGUUGUUUAUACACAACUCAAUGGAGCGCACACUGCUAGACUCCCUCACACUCGCCACUGCGGCCGGUCUGAAACUAGAGAAAGUUUGGGACCUUGUCGAAGCCUGCGUCUUGGAGUAUUCUGCUGCCUAA
Molecule: messenger RNA, 1338 nt
Organism: Suillus bovinus
Lineage: Eukaryota; Fungi; Basidiomycota; Agaricomycetes; Boletales; Suillaceae
Product: S-adenosyl-L-methionine-dependent methyltransferase
Exons: 11
Coding region: 1-1338 (445 amino acids)
Molecular function (GO): O-methyltransferase activity
Source: RefSeq, a predicted model, not a curated record